Molecule: messenger RNA, 4484 nt
Organism: Mya arenaria
Lineage: Eukaryota; Metazoa; Mollusca; Bivalvia; Myida; Myidae
Product: P2X purinoceptor 7-like
Exons: 6
Coding region: 1579-2346 (255 amino acids)
Source: RefSeq, a predicted model, not a curated record
UAUCACCACACCGACCUUGUGUCGGCGUUCAACAUAUCAAUGAGUGGACAGAUCAACAAGUCUACAGAUCCAAGACACGCGAGGUUUGGACCGGGGGUCUAUCUGACUGAAAUAAACUCCAACGCUUCCGUCAAAGAGAUUUUGAUGAACAAUUACGACGACGAUGUUUCAAAAAAAAAGGAUGAGGAAACUUAUUGAAAGAAGAGGGGAGAAAACUGACGUUUGCAUCGAGCUGAAACUAAUCAGCAGCCUCUUUAAAGAAAAGGUGGAGAAGUGCGACACUACGCGAAAUAUCUUCUUGUAAAAGGGAGACUUGAUCUUAGCUGACAUGGAUAAAGUCGUAUUACACGUUCGAGAUGAUGAAUAACUGCCUCAGUAGAAAAACAAAUGUAUAAUAAUCUUGAAACGAUGAUUUUAACUUGAAAUUGUUUUCCCGUUAAGAUUUUCUUAAAACGUGUAUUAUAUAUAGUCAAUUUUCAGAGAAUUUAUUUUGCUUUCCCAUGAUUUUGGCUAGAUUUUUAAUCUUCUUAACUUGUGACUCAGCACACGCAAAUAUGUACUGAAAAAUAUAUCAGAAAAAUAAAUGUAUAUAAUUGUGGUUUUAGUUAGAUGCAUAUCAACUUUCACAUAGUUGUAUAAAUCGGUGUGAAGCAUCAGUGGCAGUGACAUUAUAUAAAUGUUUGUAUUAUUGAUGAAUCGAUUAUCGAACUCAGUCGAUAACUCGUGACUGACAAUGUUAUGUCGGCGUCAUUCGAUAUUGGUUGUCUAAUUUAAAUUCGGUAAUAUUACUUGCGGUAAAUACGUUUUAUUGUGUAAUGUGAUUCAAGUCUAGUAAAUGUUAAAAAUCCGGGGAAUCAUUGUUGAGAUUAUUAAACAAGGGAGGUCACUCUCAUACACUAUGUCGAUGAAUGUAAACACGUUUACUCUAAUCAUUACAAAUACUCUCUGUAUACAAAAUGUGUUGAAUUGUUCAUAAUUCAUAGAACCUUCUGUAUUUAACAUUUAAUUGGUCAUGAUGAUACUUUGUUUAACGAAUGUUUUCCGAAAUGAUAUUACGUACUUUCGAUCAUUGUCCGUUAGUAAAUCGAAAUGCUUGGUCCGAUUUGAUUCUAUUAUCGAUAGCAUAUUAUAUGGAUAAUAGAGUCCGAUUUUCAAACACUAGUUUAUAUACAAUUAUAUUUUAUAUACAAAACAAGUGUUCACCACAAAUGUCCGAUAAUGUCACCUAUGGUUUGUAAGCUGCAAUUAGAAUGAUAAUCGAAUGCAUUUGUAGUCGCAAUUAACAUUGCAAGCACUCUUAUUCCCAAAUAAGAAGUACCACAAAUAAUGCAAUUGUUAGAAAUUAUCGAAAAGAGUGAAUAAAUAUCAAAAACAAUGGUUCUUAUGCAGGUUACCGUGUUUAAUUUAAAAAAACAACUAUGAAAUUACGGUUUUUCUUCCUUACAAAUAAUGUACUUUCAAAUCGCCCGCCAUCUUCCGUUCGUAUUCGGAAAAUGCUAAUUUGCAUAAUUUAUGCCAACCGGAAGUCAUAAAGCGAAACGACAACUCUCACGAAAGUAAAACGCAAAAAGACAGAAAAUGGACAGAUCGUCAGGAUCGUCGUCCCCAGUUCCUUCAAGUGAAUCAUCUACACAAAGCCGUUCACGAAAGAGGCAUCUUGAAGAGCCCUGCGCGGGACCAUCUAAGAAAAGGAAAAAGCCCCAAGCCCCAGUGCCAAAAGGAAAAGGUACCAGCCGAGGGAAGGGGAAAGGAAAGGGGAAAGCCCCUGCUGCCUCGGCCAGGCGAAGAAAGAAUGAUGAUGAAGAGUUUGAGGAAGAGCAGGUUCUUUUGAAAAAACAGCAGGAAACCAUGAGGGCUGAGGUUGGUCGACUGACCAAGCGGCAAAUGGCAGAUAUUCUCUGCCAAGCCAUCAAUUUUGACCCCCGCCUCAUGAUGCAGCCAGCCGCCCGCCAGCCAGGAGGAUACCACCCUCAACCAGGUGAUGCUGUUCCAAAUUGGUGCAUUUGCGGGAGGUGUCGAGAAAUGCCCACACAAUCUGAAAGGCGGUGCUGCGGAAAGGCCAAGUGCCUUUCUCUUUACCCAGACUUUGACCUUCUUAUCCUACAUGAGAGAGUCCUUGCCCUGGCUCGCAUCUUCCGGAGGGACCUGCUUGUGUUUGAAGAUGACGUUGACCUUAUGAGGGCAAACAGACACCAGGCUUACCGCCAAUUCACACUUUGGAGUUAUGGAAGGCUUGGGGCUGGGGACAGGAGGGUGAUUCCUUCAUGCUGUGUCUGGCGAAUCAGGGACAAGUUUCCUGAUCCGUUUGGCCAGUACAAGGGAUAUAUUCGCAGUCGCCUCGGCUAGAGUUAUGGAAACAGCUUGCUGCUUUUUUUUUGCUUAUUUGUGUGAAAAGCCAUUUAUAAUUCCAUAAAUCUAAAAUUGAACCUGUAGUCUUUCUAUAACAUCCUAUGGUAACAAUAUUAAUUUCUUUACUUUUGAAUAUCUUUCUGUUGAAAAUGAAUCUUAUAUUUGUCUGAGACCAUGCUGGAAAUAAUAAAGUUGUUUUGUAUUAAAAGGCUCAUCAAUUAUCAGCAAAGUCACAACAUCACAAGUCAGGUUAAAGGUUUAUUGUUCAAACAAACAAACUACUAUUUCAAAAAAUAAUCAUGCAUACCAUCUUAUAUCAGCUCUUCAUAAUUAUUGCUAAUUUUUUUCAGAUCUGCUCUGUGACACUUUGCAUAAUGCCAUUAUGUUAUGUUGACUUUGCCUUCAAUCAUUAAAGCUGCACUCUCACAGACUGAACUUUUUCACAACUUUUUUUUACUUUUUGUCUUGGAACGAGGCAAUUUUUGCUAUAUAAGGCUGUAAAGAAUUUUUUUUUCGCAAAUUCUAUAUUCGGUUAAAAAAAGAUGUUUAAUGCAUUUUUUCUUUCUUAGUAACGGGUUAGCCAUUAAACAUUAAUUUUCGAGGGGAAAUACGAAUCUGUGGUCUGAUCUUUUGGCAGCAAUCUUUUAUCAUUGGUUUGCAGAUAUUUGUGCCAAAAAUCGCUCUUUCAAAGACAAAAAAAAUAGUUGUAAAAUUGGUAUAUCUUUGAAAGUGCAGCUUUAAUUUCACUUUCAAUAUCUUUGAAUAACUGUUAUUGAUAUUAUUUUGUCUGACUUUGAGAUUCCCAUGUGCCAUGUACAUACACUUUCUUUUCACUUUUUUUAUUACACAUUACAACCGACUUGUUGUAUUGCACCAGCAUGACCCUAAAGGUACUUGCUCAUGUUUUAUACCAAACAUUAGUUUUCUCUGUUAUGGGUUUAGAAAAUUGUUUUAUCAUAUUUUUUCUCUAUAGUAUUGAAAUUGCAAAAAAAUAUCUUCAAAGUAUAAAAAAGUCUUUUGUUUGAAAUAAGGUGCAAACCCACGCCAAUCAAGUCUGAAAAACCGAUGCCUUAACCACAAGGCCACAAGGAAAUAACCAAAGAAGUUGAUAUUUUGACAUCCUAACACUGAAUUGAUAAUGUCAAUAAACCAAUCACACAACAACAAAGCUGUAAUAAAGGAACAAAAUGAACUGAUUUUGAUGACACUUUAUUUCUUCAUACUAAAAAAGUGCAUUUUUGCAAAAACAUGAGCGAGUACCUUUAAUCAUUGUACAUAAGAUUUUCCAUUAACCGCAUGUAACUGAUUGAAGUAUUUUAUGUACAGUGUAUAAAGUAAAUCAAACUUGUUUUAAAUUGCCUCUACAAAUGUUCAGUUAAGUGUUGUGUUUUUUUUAUUCUUGAACAAGAUUAUUUGUUUCAGUUAACUUUGGAAAUCUCUCUUUUGUAAAGAUAUUUACAUUUUUUUGAAGUAUAGUAUAAUCUUGUAUAGAAAAUAAAAUAUUUCAACUACAUUUUGCCUUUCAAAUUGUUUUUCAGUGGAUCAAUGGAGUAUUAAAAUGCUUUUAUCUAGGAGCAUUUAGAUUUUUCCUGACAAUAAUUUAUUGACCAAAUAUAUAGUGUCUCAACUUUCAGCUUAUCAGUGGAUUUCGGGUCAUAUUUAUCACAGUGAGCAAUAAGGAGCCAUUACUUUAGGUGUUUGGCAAUAUGCCAAACAGAAAAUGUCUUUUUAAAAUCUCAGUUCAAAUGAAAGAACUUCACACCCUGGAUCAUGACACCAAAUGACAUGUCAUUUUAACUAGAAGAAUGACUUAUUGUUGAUUUAUGACAAUGACUUAUUUGAUUUGGAUGACAAAAGUCACUGCACCUUGCAUAAAUGAGAACAAAUUUUGGACAUGACUAAACUAAAUAAAUAAAAGCUAACAAACAUGUCUUGGAAGCAAUGAAUGAAGGAAUCAGGUUUCCCUGAAAUAACUAUAACUGUCUGCAGAAGGUCGGGUUAUCAAUAAAUAAUAUAAUUUCUUUGGCCAAGUGCAGCUUAGAAAUUCUAUGGUAUCAGUUUUACAGUUGGUAGUAUUAAUUAAAACUAGUAAAACAAGAGAUGUUUGUCAAACAUUGUGCCCCCCCUCCCCCCCC